AUGGGGUCCAUGGAAGCAAACCCCUCCAUCCUGAAGAGGAACUUCUUCAUCUUCGGUCAUAACAUCUCCCACACCCUCUCUCCAACCCUUCAUAACACAGGAUUCCGAGAACUUGCCCUCCCACAUCAUUACGGUAUCCACCAGACAGAGAGCGUCGACGCCUCGGUAGAAUCCAUCAUCAACGCCAAUGACUUCGGCGGCGCAUCAGUCACCUUUCCGCACAAACUACAGAUUGGCAAGCUCUUGGAUGCAGUCACUCCCUGCGCCCAGAAGAUUGGGGCCGUGAAUACCGUCAUCGUCGAGGAGGACCCGGAGAAGCGGUAUAGGCGACUUGUGGGCGAUAAUACGGACUGGCAUGGGAUAAGGAGAUGUAUCGAGCGCAGCGGGAUAUCGGAUCUUCGGUCCUCGACUGCGUUGGUUCUGGGUGCUGGUGGGGCGGCUCGCGCGGCUUGCUAUGCGAUCCAGGAGUUGGGGAUUGCGCAGCUUCUCGUUGUGAACAGGACGAUAUCGAAGGCGGCCGAGAUGGUGAAACAGUUCCCAGCCCUUGAUUGCCAGGUCUUUGAGACCUUGGAAGAUUCCGUAUCUACCGAAAGGGAGCGAGAUGGCUUGGAUAGACUUCCUUUGAGAGUCAUUGUCGCCUGCGUUCCUGCGGAUGACUUUGACGAGGAGAAGAUACCUGCAGGGCUGUUUGGCGCUGAGAAGGGAGUUUUGGUUGAGAUGGCGUAUAGACCGCAGGUUACUGGUAUGAUGAAGACGGCAUCACGGUAUCCGGGCUGGACGAUAUUUAAGGGUGUUGAUGUACUGGAGGAACAGGCUUAUGCCCAAUUCGAGUUGUGGACUGGGAAAGAAGCACCAGUCGAGGCGAUGAAGGCUGCCAUGCAGGCUAAGAUCAAUGAGAGAUGA
This is a messenger RNA of Colletotrichum paranaense, 903 nucleotides long. RefSeq names its product shikimate-5-dehydrogenase. Gene Ontology annotation, molecular function: shikimate 3-dehydrogenase (NADP+) activity. Gene Ontology annotation, biological process: chorismate biosynthetic process; shikimate metabolic process. Gene Ontology annotation, cellular component: cytoplasm. Bases 1 to 903 code for a protein of 300 amino acids. The record is from RefSeq and is a predicted model, not a curated record. The transcript has a single exon. Lineage: Eukaryota; Fungi; Ascomycota; Sordariomycetes; Glomerellales; Glomerellaceae.